Fraxinus pennsylvanica is the source of this 1065-nucleotide messenger RNA. NCBI's taxonomy places the organism in Eukaryota, Viridiplantae, Streptophyta, Magnoliopsida, Lamiales, Oleaceae. The record is from the annotation of a GenBank genome assembly.
AUGGAACUUCCCGAGAUACCCUCGGUCUCCGAAGACGAUGAAGAGCUCGUAAAAUCUGUUGUUUCGGGGAAAGUUCCUUCCUAUUCGUUGGAAUCCAAGCUCGGGGAUUGCUUUAGAGCGGCUAAAAUCCGGCGCGAUGCGGUCCAGAGGCUGGUGGGUAGAUCUCUAGAAGGAUUGCCGUUAGAAGGGUUCGAUUAUGAUUCAAUUUUGGGGCAGUGCUGCGAGAUGCCCGUGGGAUACGUGCAGAUACCGGUAGGAAUUGCGGGGCCAUUGUUGCUCAACGGCUGCGAGUACUCAGUGCCUAUGGCCACCACGGAAGGUUGCUUGGUGGCGAGCACCAACAGGGGUUGCAAGGCCAUCCUUGCAUCUGGAGGUGCCACUUGUGUGCUUCUCCGAGAUGCCAUGACCAGAGCUCCGGUGGUGAGGUUCACAUCCGCGAAGAGGGCUACGGAAUUGAAGUUCUUCCUGGAGGACCCUCUAAAUUUUGAUACGUUAUCUGUUGUUUUCAGCAAGUCAAGCAGAUUUUCUAGACUUCAAGGUAUCAAAUGUGCUAUUGCGGGUAAAAAUCUUUACAUUAGAUUUAGCUGCAGCACAGGCGAUGCCAUGGGGAUGAACAUGGUUUCUAAGGGUGUUCAGAAUGUCCUAGACUUCCUUCAAAAUGAUUUUCCUGAUAUGGAUGUUAUUGGCAUUUCUGGGAAUUUUUGUUCUGAUAAGAAACCUGCUGCUGUCAAUUGGAUUGAAGGGCGUGGAAAGUCAGUUGUCUGCGAGGCUAUUAUUACUCGAGAUGUGGUGACGAAGAUUUGUCGGAGGGCUGAAACGGUAGGAGGAAUGAGAAUUCUAUUAAAGAAGGGAGGAGGGAUCGGAUUAGUGCCGUUGAAGGAAUGCCCGAAGUGGCUGUCCGUGUCGUCUUCCAGUGUCAGGCUGACCAUGAGGGCCCCUCAAAUGUCAAGGAUGCAGUUGGAACUGAAGAAGGGGUGGGGACGAAGAAGCGACGCUCAACGCACAUCCGAGUAUCAUCAGUGUCAAACCGGACUCCCUACGCUAGGAGUGGACGGAGGAGAGUAA